This is a messenger RNA of Arabidopsis arenosa, 1297 nucleotides long. NCBI's taxonomy places the organism in Eukaryota, Viridiplantae, Streptophyta, Magnoliopsida, Brassicales, Brassicaceae. The record is from the annotation of a GenBank genome assembly.
ACUGGUAGACUAAUAUCUGCUUUCACUUUCAUGACAGAUAUUCACAGAAUGGUGUACCACCAAACAUUGCUCCUCACUUACUGGUAGAACCUACCACAGGAAAUUACUAUCCUACAAUUUACUUCAAUGAGUUUUGGCUGCUAAGGGACAAGUUCAUUCCAGUCAAUGAGACAGUCUCAGAACUACCACUCAAUUUGGAAAUAAGCCCCAUAAGCAUGAUGAAGUGGCAACUGUUUCAGCAAGUCGAUCAGUCUUUCCAGAUGCAGCGUAGCUAUGGAAGCAUGCUUGAUGGUGAAUCUGACGAACUUAAGAGGGUGUUUUUGGAAGGAAAUCCCUAUCUUUUGGGUAUCACGAUGUUUGUUUCGAUGCUUCAUUCAGUGUUCGACUUCCUGGCAUUCAAAAAUGAUAUCCAAUUCUGGAACAAAAACAAAUCAAUGGAAGGACUGUCUGCAAAGUCUGUUGUACUGAAUUUUAUCUGUCAGUUUGUCAUCUUCCUCUACCUGCUUGACAACGACACUUCAUGGAUGAUACUGGCUAGUUCCGGAGUCGGUGUCUGCAUUGAGUUCUGGAAAAUAGGGAAAGCCAUGCGCAUAGAGGUUGAUCGAAGUGGAAUGAUUCCAAGGUUGAGGUUCCACGAUCGUGAGUCCUAUGCAAGCAAUAAAACCAAGGAGUAUGAUGACAUUGCCAUCAAAUUCUUAUCCUAUGUGCUCCUCCUCCUUGUCAUUGGCUUAUCCAUAUAUUCUCUUGCCUAUGAACGCCACAAGAGCUGGUAUUCUUGGAUCCUGUCUUCACUAACAAGCUGUGUCUACAUGUUCGGUUUCAUCAUGAUGUGUCCUCAGCUAUUCAUCAACUAUAAGCUAAAAUCAGUGGCACAUUUACCAUGGAGACAGAUGACUUACAAGUUCCUCAACACCAUUAUCGACGAUCUCUUUGCCUUUGUCAUCAAAAUGCCGAUUCUACAUCGACUUUCUGUAUUCCGAGAUGAUGUGAUAUUCUUGAUAUACUUAUACCAAAGGUGGGUUUACCCAGUGGACAAGACACGUGUGAACGAGUUCGGUUUUGGAGGUGAGGAUGAAACUGCAGAGAAGAAGUUGAUCACUGAGAAAGAAGAAGAAGACAAGAAAACAAACUAAUCUCUUCUCUUCUUCCUUUUUGUUUUGGUGGUCGCACUUUCUAAACCAAUUUUACAACAGUCCAGAUAUAGUUUCUUAAUUUAUUUUUGUUUUCACUUUUGGAAAUUGUUUUGUUAAAGUUUAAUGUCAACUUUCAAGACACAUUAUAAAACAACUCCGUUGGU